This is a messenger RNA of Monomorium pharaonis (pharaoh ant), 1863 nucleotides long. RefSeq lists its product as uncharacterized. The record is from RefSeq and is a predicted model, not a curated record. The transcript is spliced from 2 exons. Bases 995 to 1495 code for a protein of 166 amino acids. NCBI's taxonomy places the organism in Eukaryota, Metazoa, Arthropoda, Insecta, Hymenoptera, Formicidae.
UCACUACACAAACAUAAAAAUUUCUUGAAACAGCGCGAAGUUCACCAAGGGCAUACAUUUCCCAUAGCAAAGGCAAUAAGAAAAAUAGCACAUUAAUCGUAUUAGCCUUAACUAAAUUUUGCUCUAUGCAUUAUAUCACUUUCAUUUUUCUAAUGUAACAGCUAUUUUUUCUCAUAUUUUUUGUAUAAUUAUCAAAUAUAGAUAUAAGAUUAUUAUAUAAUAAAAGAAUAAUUACCUCAAAAGUAUUUAUUGUAUUCCAAAGAAAUAUUACAUCAUUAUAUGGAAUGCGGUAAUGUGCACAGCUCGCAGCUAAAAAUACCGUGGCAGAUAUAUCAUGGCAAGUGUGUGACGACUGUCAAGGUCAUCUCUGUAAUCAGCUUGUCUUUACUCGGUAGUUUCGCUUUCUUUGCAAAGCUUCGAAAGUUGGAAAAAAAUUGUUUCCAAGAUUACCAGCAAAGAUUUGCCUGACUGACAGACACUUUUUAAAAUAAUGUACAAGGCAAUUAGAUGAAAAAAAAAGAAAAAAAAAGAAAAUAGUUAAAGCACAAUGCCGACUUUCGACCUGGUCCAUCAUUCAAACCGGUUUACCUCGGUUAACGUUGGAAACAAGAAAAAAGGGUCAUCGUGCGGUUUCUUCCGUCUGCUUCGUGGUAUCGCGACUGAUGCCUCGGCCGGAUCCGAUUAAUUUAACGUCUACGGCGCGCACAUGUGUUACCCUACUGUGGCAUAAAAUCUCGACAAAAGUCGAACGACCUCAGUUCGGCUUUGGCGUCUUGUCCGGUUUCGUUUUUGCGACCUCUUCUACGCGGAGAAACUUUUUCCUUGCAAACAGUCGAUCGAUAGCUACCGCGGUAGCUGCCACGAUUUCCUCUCCUACGGAUGGCAGACAAUUCAAACUGUUUCAACUCGCGACAAGUUUUAUUAAACGUGCAUUAACUUAAUUCUUUAUUUUAAUUUAAGUCAGUAAUCACUUGCAGAGAUCUCGUGACAGAUAAUGACACUGGAAAAACUGAGUGUCAUUUUAAUCGUCCUUGUUUGGACCACUAAUUCUCUGGCGGAUAAUCAUCGCUCAAGACGAUCAGGUAACGAAUAUAUACUGCAUAGAUGUACAGCUACUGCAGAAUUAAUUAGGAAGCAUAGAAAUGAGGAUAUUGCAGGGAUCAGCUCACGCAAAACCGAGGAAGACUUAGCACAAUUGCAAACGCAACAAAAAGGUUCUUUGAUUAAUGCUACUCAAUCUGAAGUUGCAAAGCAAAUUUCGAGUAGCGUUUACCGACGUAUGACUCAUAUGAGGAGACGCGGUAAUGGGCACGCACGUCGAAUCGCAGCCAAAUAUUUGGCAGAUACACCCCUCAAAACCGUGAAUAUCAACGUAUCACAAGAUAGACCAUCAGCCUUCAAGAAGAAAAACCCGUUACCAGAACUCGCGCGCGAUACAUCUAGCAGAAAGAUUGAUUCGUUGCCACAUGUAAUAAUUAUCAAAUCCGUAACUUAACGUUCUUUCAAUGAUUCGUUCAAUUUACAUCGCCGCAGAUUAUAAUUUUAUUGUAAAUUAGUGUAACUAUAACAUUUGUAAUAGUAUAAUACUAAAAAAAAACUAUACUUGGACUAUCAUGUAAUUUCAUAAAAUAAUUUAUCGAUUUUGUCUUUCUGUAAUUAUUAUUAUCGACAAAUAUUAUUUUUGAUAACUGCGGCUUUUUUUAAAGUUUUAUUGUUUUGUCAUAUAAAUUUUUGAAAACUAAAAUAAGUAUUGUGUUAAAUAAAUUUCAAACAUUUUCAUUACAAUUUAUGUCGACAAAUUAUCUACAGUAUGGCUUGUAUAAAUAAUUAUUCAUAGUAACAUAUUAUAGUUACGUAUUACUC